Molecule: messenger RNA, 3433 nt
Organism: Cydia pomonella (codling moth)
Lineage: Eukaryota; Metazoa; Arthropoda; Insecta; Lepidoptera; Tortricidae
Product: homeobox protein B-H1-like
Exons: 2
Coding region: 320-1504 (394 amino acids)
Biological process (GO): regulation of DNA-templated transcription
Molecular function (GO): DNA-binding transcription factor activity, RNA polymerase II-specific; DNA binding
Source: RefSeq, a predicted model, not a curated record
UUCGUUGCAAAGUGCUUAGUUAAUUUAAUUAUGUUACAAUAAAUUAUUUUAUAGUUAAUUUUUAUGUUCCUACAAAGUCCAGGAAACCAAUAAAACUUUCCCACUAUAAUCUGUUUACAGUUGUAGAUAUUAACGCGGCAAUUAACCCAUAAACAAUAAAUGAAGGAAAGUGGCAAUUUCUCUAGUGACAAACGUCGGCCUUAUCGACUUGAAUAAUGGAGCGAGUAGUUAGACUCGCGUCUUCAUCCCGGUAAUUAACGAACUCCCCCUUCACCCCCACUUUAUCCCCCCGCGCGCACCCAACAGAAUUAAUCACACCAUGAAUCUCGCCCCCCAAUCCCGGGUCGGAUUAAAAAGUUUUAUUGGAGCCCUGAUUGUGACAGCCCGACGCGCCUCGCUUCCGACCUCCCACCAAUCACAGCCCGCUCGCCACGAAAUACCUACACCCGAUUGGUCGGCGCUUAACGAGCUCCGCCCAUUCUCUCCGCCCGGCCCAGGGCUGUCACACGCCACGUCAGUUGACCGAGGCGCGUCGACCCGUCAGCCGUAUCCCGCGUUACCGGUUGUGAUCCGUUGUGCUACAGCGUGUGAUGUUGUGAAAAUGGAGGAGGAGUCGAUGUCGGGACACAGUUGUUCGGAGGACGAUAUUAGUGUGGGUCGGCCGUCGCCGGCACCCUCGCGGUCGCCGUCGCCGCACGACUACUUCAGGCCGCUGAAGCGUUUAAAGAUGUCGGAGCCGGCCGAGGAGAGGCGUGGGGAAGGAGUGAAGAGUUUCAGUAUUUUGGACAUUUUAUCGCACAGCCCGCGGACGCCGGCGAGGAUAGUGAGGCCUUGGGACGGAGCGGCGGCAGGGUUGGAGAGGUUACAGAGGUUGCAGCGGCUCGCAGGGGCUGCGUUGCUGGACGGCGAGCGCUGGCGGCUAGCAGCGCUUGGCCUGCUUCGGCCCCGGGAGGCCACAGAAUGCGACUCGGUGUCGGAGCGGUCUUCCUCGGCCUCGGACUGCUGCUCGGAGCCGCGCCGGCCGCACCCGCAGAAUGCCCCACACACGCCUCUUGAUGCGCUGUUUCACAUGACCAGCAAGACUUUUGAAGCCAACAAUCCUGACAAUGGAGAUGGUCAGUCAAAUCACCUGAACCUGUUCAACUCGAGGCCACAGCCGAAGAAGAAACGAAAAUCCCGAACCGCCUUCACGAAUCACCAGAUCUUCGAGCUGGAGAAACGGUUCCUCUACCAAAAGUACCUCUCGCCUGCAGACAGGGACGAGAUAGCCAGCUCUCUUGGUCUGUCCAAUGCACAAGUCAUAACCUGGUUCCAAAACAGACGAGCAAAGUUGAAGAGAGAUAUGGAGGAACUGAAGAAGGAUGUGGAAAGUGCUAAAGUACUGUCCGCGCAUAAGAGCUUUCUAGAAAAUGUCACGGAUUUAGGCAUUUUGAAGAAGAAAGCUAUGAGCAUAGGGGCGAGCGAGGAGGCAGCUACUAACCUGGUAGUGAACGCGUCUAAAUGAAACGAGGCAUCGCGCGCGAUCGCACAGGAGGCGUUGUACGAUCGCCGCGCGCUCGAUUUUUAAAAAUCGAAUGUUCGAAUCGAACGAACUCUGUGGUGAAUUACUUUCUUAAACUAUCGGACUUUUUAAUAGUGACGUUUGAUGUAUCUCCACUAAUGGUUAGUAUGGCGUAAAGUACUUCACUCUCUCUAGUGUUAGUUGUACAUAGAAUCUGAUAGGUGUAGUUGUAACUGUACAAAAAACUUAUGAAGAAGCUUCGUUGGAAAUUUAAAUGUGAUAGUUGAUUUUAUUAUUUAAGUACUUAAUAAUUUUAAAGAGAUAUUCCUAAAUUAUUUAUUGCGGGGUUUACGUCGACUGGCGCAUGGAUUGCAAUGUCGAAAUUUUAUACUGAAUUAAUUUAUUUCAUGUAUUUUUGUAUUUAUUAAACCAGUACGUGCAAUAUGGAAAUUAUGUUUCAAAACUUCUAUGUGCCAGUGAUGUAAAUCUGAAAGUAACAAUGUACAUAAAUAGAUAAAUGUGUAGAUUAAGUUUAAAUUCUAAGUACCUUCGUGUAUGAUCUUUCCAGCAAAUUGUUCUAGAUAAAUUAGUAGACUAAUUAUACUAAUUCAUAAUAUUGACUUUGUCAUUUUACCAAGAUUGAGACAUUAUUACCAGCCGGUAUUAUAAACGAAUAUCGAAAUAAAUACAAUACCUAUGUUAUUUCUUUCUUCAUAGAAUGAAUCGAUUAAAACAAUUAUUUACGGUGGAAGUCAUUCUGGGUCAUUAUACGUUUUAAUGCAGGUUUUUGCGAUUUCUAAGAAUCUUGAAAUUUUAAUAUUCUUAAUGCGUUUUAACUUCACUAGCUACUAAUGAUAAGCACAGAAUAGGCCUCAAUAUUUGACCCUUGACUUUUUUAUUUUUAGAAUUUAUAACCUGGAGUAUGCAAACAUACAACUAUGUUACUGAUGUCCCUGCCCUUUUACUUAUAACGACAACUUUGUUACUUAUAAAAAUAUAUACAAUAUUUUUUACCUUCGUUACAGGGUAUCGUUAGUGCGGCAUUUAAAUGUAAUUUAUAUUGAUAUACAAUUUAAAAGAAUACACAAUUUAUAAAUACAUACAGAUAAUAACACACACACAAUUUAUAAGAUACAUAAUUUAUAAAUAUAAAAAACAAAUACUUGCUCCUGGGGACAAAAAACCUGCAGUAAAAAGUAGAAUGACCUUUCUACACGUGGGCUAGAAUGUUGUAUGUAAAAUAUAAAUCAAUGAUUGAAUUUUAUUACUGUUAAAGUAAAAUCGAUCGAGUGAGACCACGAGAUAUAAUUACACAAAUGACCUACUUUUAUAAUAAUUCAUACAAAAAAUGAAUAUUUGAGUCAAUGCAAAUAAAUACCUAAGUAAACCGAAGUAAGUUGAAGUGAAACGAAUUCUUUUAAGCAUAUAAGUAAGAAACAAAUUGCGCCUAAAUUAAUCACUAAUUACCUACACAAUUUUUAAAGAUUUUUCGUGGACUCACUUUUUUGUCUUAGCGCCAAAAAUACUCUUUCAAGAUAACCAUUUAUUUUAUAUUUACCUGUGCAAUUGUUAUCAGAAAUAUCGAAACACUUUUUAAGCAACAAGUGUCAUUGUCAACAUUCAAAUAUUAUCAGUUCACUAAGUUGUCAUUGACUUUAUGUCAACCUUUAUUAUCGCUAUUUUACUUCAAAUGUUAGUUUAUUUAAUGUUUAACGCUCAUUAUUUAGCACUUUGGGAACUUUUCUGAAUCUGCUGUUAGUAGAAUAAGCCCUUCAGUCUUUUACAGACAGCGAAAAUAGCCCUUGAAAGAGUAUGGCUGUAUAUAGACCUCUCGUUCCUACCGCAGCGAUGCGAUAUUUUAUACUUAUGUAGUGGCGGCUGCGCCUUCAGUACUGUGCAUAUAAGCUGGUGUAAAUAAACAAUUAUGUGUUA